Molecule: messenger RNA, 1400 nt
Organism: Cajanus cajan (pigeon pea)
Lineage: Eukaryota; Viridiplantae; Streptophyta; Magnoliopsida; Fabales; Fabaceae
Product: plant/protein (DUF1995)
Cellular component (GO): chloroplast
Source: RefSeq, a predicted model, not a curated record
AAUUGUAUUUAUUUAUUUACUCCACUGCGACUUCCCGUGGCAUUAGGUUUAUAAAUUAUAGCUAUAUUCCUCCACCACUUGUAAGACUAUUGUGAGGUUGUGAACAAACGAUACAUGAUAUCUUAUCCGGAUAGAGCUUUGAAACAACUGUUUCAUAUCAGCACUACAUCACCUUGCUACUCUGUAAAAACCUUGAAUGGCAUCUUCCCAUCUCCACACAACUCAUUUCCGAUCUAUCCAAUUUUCUAGGCCAUCAUCAUGCCUUCCUCCUCACUCCAAUACUCAGAUGAUCACAUCAAUUCCAUUUCCUACUCCACAAUAUCUAUACAACCACAGCCACAGCUCCCGCAUCCCCUUAAGCACCACUGUUCCCGGCAAAGCUACAUCCACAUCCAUCCACUCCUCACUUUCUUCCCCUAACCCACCUAUCUCAAAGGAGGAGGCCAUACUUCAGGCCAAAACAUCCCUUUCAAUAACUUUAGAGAAGCCACUCAACAAUCCCAAACUGAUAGGCAAAUUCAAGAAACUAAGGCAACCCAAGUUCCGAGUUGAAAUUCCAGUCAUUGAUGACUCACCAGAUUCUCUGUCCCAACUUGCUCUUGAUUUUUUUGGGGACAUACCCAUCAAAAGAAAAGGUUCUUUCAUUAAAAUCUUAAUCAUGUGGCCUGAUGCUAGCUUAAAAGAAUCUGCCACUGUUGCCUUUCAGUCUCAUUCAACUGUUGAACAUAUUGACAUUCCUUCAGUGGCCAAAACAGACCCCAGAAUCUUGAACUCUGCGGAUGUGGCAAUAUUCUUGGCGCCACUAAGUUCCCAAUUGGCACUGGUGAAAAGAGUAAGCGAUGCCUUUUAUCCAAAGCCGGUGGUUUUGUUUAAUCCAAAAUGGGCAUUUGAGGAAGAGAACAACUUUGGUGAUCUGAGUGGCUUUGUGGGUUCUUUUGAAGUGGUUUAUUCUUUUAUUGGGUUGGAGGUGAGAGGGAUCUUGAGCAAGAGAAAAGGGGUGGUUUUUAAGUGUGUGAGAGAUGGGGUUGUGAGUGGAGAGAGAUGGAAUGUUUUUGUAGAAGAAGGAGAAGAGAUGAAGGUGGUUUCCUCAUUCAAGGCCAGGCCAACUAUUGGUGAAGUUGAGAAUGUAUUGUACAAUCUAAUGGCUAUCAAUUCCCCCAUAACCAAGUCUGCUAGGUUCAUCAAGGGAUUGGUAUCCAAUGUGACAGGGAAAGAGUAAGUGGGGCUGAAGCAUUGAUCUUCACUCUUCAGCAUCACUGAUUCACAUGCAUUGUAGAGAGAACAUGUUUGUGAACAUGUCUCAGUGAUUGUAGAUGCACUGACCACUGUAUGAUGUAAACAUGUAUUAACACUCACCAAUUUUGAAUGAGAAAUUGAGGAUCCAGAUUACUUUUAAGUUA